Molecule: messenger RNA, 600 nt
Organism: Protopolystoma xenopodis
Lineage: Eukaryota; Metazoa; Platyhelminthes; Monogenea; Polystomatidea; Polystomatidae
Source: the annotation of a GenBank genome assembly
GGCCGCCAUCGAAAAUUGAGCCUUUUCAACGAGUCCGCGGCGGCGGCGGCGGCGGCGGCGGCGGAUUCGAGUCGGCAUAAAACGCCGCUCUCGGCAUCGCAGUCCGCGAACGGAUGCCUCGAGAGGGUGUCUUUGAAGGGGCGAAUCGAUGAGCAGCGGACGCCACGAGCCAUUCGCCAAACACCGGCCCGUCCAUCCGAACGAGCAAGAAAAGGAGGAGGAGAUGUGGAGCAAACCGACGUUCUACUCGCCGCAGGCGGGACACGUUUUGUCGCCGAUGCAGACAUUCACUCCGCCCAGGCUCCUGCGCAAGGCGGUGUCGCGCAUGAAGCAGAAGGCCUCCGAGAUGGUACGACAGGUAGGCAUGUGACAGCGCAGGACCCUCUUUUGCCCGCUGCCCGCGGCUUCGGCUCGACUGGCGCUGUUGCCACGUGGCGACACUACCCGACCUUUUUCUCAUUCGGACACGACUCGACUGUGGCCUCAUCCUCUCACCAAAUAAUCUCGGCACCGCUUCAGUCCGGGUCGACCUGCUACGCCACCGACACGUCACAAUGCAGCACAGGCUGGAUAAAAUGCCUGAACAGGAUCUACCCGUAG